AUGUGCCUAAGCUGGAACUGUCGUGGGCUUGGGAACCCACUGACAGUUCAACACUUGCACCAACUGGUGCAAGCAAAGCUCCCAACCUUUGUUUUCUUGAUGGAAACAAAGGCCAGAAGAAGCAGUGUUGAAAGGCUUCAGAGGCAAUUGCAUUUUUCCAACAGUUUUAUAAUUGAAAGUAAAGGGUUUAGUGGAGGUCUAGCCCUCUUCUGGAGUGAGGAUGUGGUUGCUGAGGUUUUGUCAUACUCUCAGCACCAUAUAUCCUUACUGAUCUGUGGGGACACAGGUAGUAGAGAGUGGGCUCUUACAGGCUUCUAUGGAAACCUUGAAACAACAAAGAGAGGGGAGAGCUGGCUACAAGCCCUCAAGCCUGCCAUGGAGGUGGGGUGGUUGUGUGUUGGUGAUUUUAAUGAGAUACUUAGCUCAGGAGACAAGAGUGGGGGCAGGUCAGGACAAGCUUUUAUCAAAGAAAGGAUUGAUAGAGCUCUAUGUAAUAUGGCAUGGUCUGAACUAUUCCCAUUCUCCAAGUUUGAAGUUAAUUCAACCAGAAAAUCCAGACCCUUCAGGUAUGAGGCCAGCUGGGCCUUGAGAGAAGAUUUCUAUGAAGUACUGGAGAAGGCAUGGAGUUCAUCGAGAAGGGUUGAUAACAAGCUACACCAGGUCAUAGAAGGCCUGAACCAGUGCAGAUUGGAUUUGGUAAAGUGGAACAAGCAGUAUGCUGGAAACUACAGGGUUGAGCUAAAAAGACUUUGGGACCAGGUGUCUGAACUACAAAAGGAUAAUGAAGGCCACCUAACAGAAAAUAUAAAGCAAGUGCAAAGUAAAAUAGAGAAGCUGCUUGAAGAAGAUCACAUCAAGUGGAAACAAAGGGACAAACAAAAGUGGCUGAAAGAAGGGGAUAGAAACACAAAGUUUUUUCAUCAAUGUGCCACACAAAGAAAGAAAGUAAACCAAAUCAAAAGGCUAAUCGAUGAUAGUGGGCAAGAAAUCACAUCAACAGCAGGGAUAUCUAAUUUGUUCCAAGAAUACUUUCAAAAUUUAUUCUCCUCUUCUAACCCUGUGAAUAUUGCAGAUUGCCUAGAGCCAAUGGAGGCCACUGUCACAGAAGAGCAAAAUAGAAUGCCGCUGAGGCCUUACAUUCAGCAGGAGGUGAAGGUUGCUCUCUUUCAAAUGGAAGGGCUUAGCUCUCCUGGCGCUGAUGGGUAUCCUGCAAACUUCUACCAAAAGCACUGGAAGUUAGUGGGUGAUCAACUCAGCACUGCAGUGCUGCAUGUCCUAAAUGAAAAUGGCAAUCUAUCUGAAAUAAACAGCACCUACAUUACUCUUAUUCCCAAGAAGAAAAUUCCUACCAAAGUCUCUGAAUUCAGACCCAUCUCGUUGUGCAAUGUCUUAUACAAGUUGAUCUCCAAAAUCCUAGCCAAUAGACUCAAGAAAAUACUUCCUUCCAUAAUAUCCCCAUCUCAAUCAGCUUUUGUACCAAACAGACUAAUCACAGACAAUGUAAUUGUUGCCUUUGAGGCUCUACACACAAUGAAGGCCAAGAUGACAGGAAGGGAGGAAGCACUUAGCAAGCUCAUUGGCAGAGCUGAGGCAACUGGUGCAGUUCAUGGAGUACCAAUAGCAAGAGGUCCACUUCGAGUAUCUCAUCUCUUCUUUGCUGAUGAUAGUCUCUUGUUUUGCAAGGCCAAUGCUUUUGAGUGGGGAAGGCUAAUAAACCUAUUGAGAGUCUAUGAAGAAGCUUCAGGACAAAGGCUAAAUAUGGACAAGACAUCCAUUAUGUUCAGCAAGAACACCUCCAGAUUAACCGAAUACUACAUCCUGUCAGUUGCAGGAAUGAGGUCCUCUAUGACCUAUGAAAAGUAUCUCGGAUUGCCAUCCAUUGUGGGGAGAAGCAGAACUAGUUCCUUCAAAAACAUUCUGGAUGCAGUUAGAAGGAAGGUUAGUGGAUACAAAGUGAAAAGUCUAUCUCAAGCUGGGAAAGAAGUCUUCAUAAAAGCAGUAGUCCAAGCCCUUCCCACCUACACAAUGAGUGUCUUCAAAUUGCCCAAGACCUUGUUGCACUCCAUCAAUAGUGUCAUCAAUAACUUUUGGUGGGGCCAAAAGGAGAGGGAACACAAAAUCCAUUGGAUUUCCUGGAAAAAUAUGGGAAAAGCUAAAUCUGAAGGGGGCAUGGGUUUUAAGGACCUCGAGUGUUUUAAUAUGGCAAUGUUAUCUAAACAAUGCUGGAAACUUCUACAAGAGCCUGGCUCAAUUGCAGUAAAAGUUUUGAAGGCCAAGUAUUUUCAAAAUAGCUCAUUCAUGUCAGCCAAACUGGGGUCAAAACCAUCUUUUCUGUGGAGAAGCUUCAUGGCAGCAAGACAAGUGGUGAAAGCAGGAACUUGUUGGAGGAUUAGCAAUGGAAGAGAGGUUCAAAUCUGGCAGGAAAAGUGGCUUGGCCAUCUAGUGCCCAGGAAGGUUAUGAGUCCAGUAGCACAGCUUGAUAGCAAGGCAACGGUCUCUGAACUAAUUGACCAAUCCUCAGCUCAGUGGAAGGAAACACUUGUGAGGGAGGUCUUUGAGGAGAGGGAAGCAGAAUUGAUACUACAAACCCCACUAAGCUCAAUGAAUGCUAAGGAUAGAGUAAGCUGGCAAGGGACAAAGGAUGGCAAGUUUUCAGUGAGGAGUGCUUAUCACAUGGAAAAGGCACGAGAGCAAGAAGAGAAGGGUCAAGCCUCUUGUAGCAAUAGACUCAAGGAAGUGUGGAAACAACUGUGGAAACUAAAGGUACAGCCAGGUAAUAAGGUGUUUGUAUGGAGGGCAUGCCUCGAGGCCCUCCCAACUCGAACCAGUUUGAAGAAGAAAAGGAUAGUGGACCACCCACUAUGCCCUGUGUGCCAUCAGGAGGAAGAGUCAGUGGUGCAUGCAGUUUGGACCUGUGUCUCAGCUAAGGAUGUCUGGAGUCUAGCCUCUAAAAAGCGACAAAAAAUGUGUCUGUCCCCCUCUUUGUUUGUGGAUCUCUCUGAAUCUCUCCUGCACGUGUUGGAUGAGUUUUCAAUUCAAGAGUUUGUUGUAGUGGCUAGGAGGAUUUGGUGGAGGAGAAAUUGCCUUAUUUUCAAUAAUGAUUUCAAGCACCCCAAGUCAGUGAUAAGAGAAGCUCAAGCUACAUUGGCCCUGUUACAAGGAGAGAACAACAACAUAACCCCCAAUCCAGCUCAGACCUGCCUGUCUCCUGCUGUCUGGACUAAUCCUCCACCACAUUGGUAUAAAAUCAACUGGGACAGUUCAGUAAGUAAGCAGAAAAGCCUAGAAGGAGUUGAAGUGAUUGUAAGAGACUACGAGGGGCAUGUUAUGGCAACCAUGAGACACAACAAACAUCUGUUCCCAGACCCUUUACUUGCUGAGUCGUAUGGGGCUCUUCAAGCUGUUAAGUUUGGGAUGGAUUUAGGCUUGAGACAAGUCAUCUUAGAAGGUGAUUCUCUGCAGGUGAUAAAUACCCUCCGUGAAGAUAAGGAAGGCUUUAGUAGUGCAUUAAUGUUCUUGUCUGAAACAAAAGUCUUGUUGAAACAGUUUGCUAAAUGGGAAAUUUCUCAUGUUAAGAGAAAUGGCAAUGUGUUAGCCCAUGUUUUAGCAAAAGAUUCUCUUUCCAUUAUUGAUUUGGUUGUAACAGUGGAGGAUGUUCCUCAGCGUAUCUUCCCAUUAAUUCAAUGA
Molecule: messenger RNA, 3687 nt
Organism: Carya illinoinensis
Lineage: Eukaryota; Viridiplantae; Streptophyta; Magnoliopsida; Fagales; Juglandaceae
Exons: 4
Coding region: 1-3687 (1228 amino acids)
Molecular function (GO): nucleic acid binding; RNA-DNA hybrid ribonuclease activity
Source: RefSeq, a predicted model, not a curated record